Messenger RNA from Plasmodium gallinaceum, 981 nucleotides. Its product is annotated as 50S ribosomal protein L1, apicoplast, putative. The transcript is spliced from 2 exons. Lineage: Eukaryota; Apicomplexa; Aconoidasida; Haemosporida; Plasmodiidae. The record is from RefSeq and is a predicted model, not a curated record. Bases 1 to 981 code for a protein of 326 amino acids.
AUGACUAAAAAAAAUGGUUAUAAAAUAAUUAUAGAAUUUCUUUUUAUUUAUACAAUUGCUUUCAAUUUUAUAUGUGAAUCCUUUUUAUUAAAGAGUAUAUAUUUCAAUGAAGUAUUAAAAAAAUAUAAUUUUAGUAAUACUAGAAAAGCUUUAAAAAAAAAAUUUUCACAAAUAAAAAAUGUACCAUCUACCCUCAUUACCACUGAUGAAGCUAACACUAAUGUAAUUAAAAAAGCAAAAUUAAAAAAAAAAGAAAAAAAAAUAUUAAAAAAAUAUAAAGAUUAUUUAGAUAUAAUACCAAAUAGAAGUAAAGAAUAUGAAAUUGUUGAUGCCUUAGAAAAAAUUAAAAUUUUAGCUGUACAUAAAUUUGUUGAAAGUAUAGAUGUAUAUUUGUCUUUUAGUCAGAAAAGAUCAAAAAUGACCAAAAAUGAUAAUAUAAAAACAUUUAUAACAUUUCCUCAUAAUUUAAAAAAAAAAAGAGAAAAAAAAAUUUAUGUAGUUACCAACAGGAAUAUGCAUAAAGUUGCUUGUGAAUCAGGUGCUGAUAUUGUUGGUGAAGACGAUGUAAUAAAUAAAAUAAAAGAAAAAGAAAUAAGAUUAAAAAAAAAAAAUAAUAAUUUUUUAUUAUCCACAAAUGAUGUAAUACAUAAAUUAACACGUGUCGGUAAAGAAAUAGGAAGAAAAGGACUAAUGCCUAAUGAAAAAUGUGGAACAUUAGUUAGCGAAUUCUUAUUAUCUAAACAUAUAAAAUUAUUUAAAUUUCAAAAUACUUACAUUUUUAAGUUAAAUAAGUUAAAUACAUUAAAUUUAAAUGUUGGUGAUGUUUAUAUGUCGAAUGAUGAAAUAAGAGAAAACAUUUGUUACUUGUUUGAGUAUUUAGAUAAUUUAGAAUUCUUUCAUUUUAAUUUUAAAAAUUUGAAAACAAUUUAUCUUUGUAGUACUAUGGGUUUCCCAUUUAAAAUAAAAAAAAAUUUUUUGUAA